AUGUUUUGGCUAUUUAUAUUCGCCUUGAUUGGUUCUUGCUUCUCCAUGCGACAACAAUCCGUCGCCGUACGCGGUCAGCUUCUUUGUGGAGAAAGACCAGCAGUUGGUGUCAAAGUGAAGCUGUGGGAUGAAGAUGACGGGCCGGACCCGGACGACGCAUUGGACGAAAUGUACACAGACGGAAAUGGCAACUUUCGUCUCCAGGGCUCCACUCGCGAGCUGACAAAUAUUGAUCCUGUUCUAAAGGUUUAUCACGACUGCGACGACGGCAUCAAGCCUGGUCAGAGAAAACUGAAGUUUUACAUUCCUGACCACUACAUUUCUAGCGGAGGUAGACCAAGGAAAAUAUUCAACCUCGGCACUCUCAAUCUGGAAACUAUUUUCAAAUGUGAGGAACGCGAUCUUUUGUGA
Molecule: messenger RNA, 411 nt
Organism: Ostertagia ostertagi
Lineage: Eukaryota; Metazoa; Nematoda; Chromadorea; Rhabditida; Trichostrongylidae
Source: the annotation of a GenBank genome assembly